Messenger RNA from Porites evermanni, 5973 nucleotides. The record is from the annotation of a GenBank genome assembly. NCBI's taxonomy places the organism in Eukaryota, Metazoa, Cnidaria, Anthozoa, Scleractinia, Poritidae.
AUGAAGCACAAUACGGUCGGACAUCAGGUACUCUCAUUCCUGUCUUUAUUUCGUCCUGUGAAAACCAUCACUGCAAGAUGUCUUCACGGCCGGACACUUUCCAAACGGAGAUCACUUUAUGAUGUCCUGGAUGUGUCGCACUCCGCCACACAGGCUGAAAUUAAAGCCGCGUAUUAUGAAUUGUCGCUGAAAUAUCAUCCAGACGUGAACAAGAGCGAAGAAGCCCAGCAUAUGUUCACAGGUUUGUUAGGAUACAAAAAUUUUUUAUAGUCGAUAUGUAAAGGCGCAGACAAGCUAAUGAGGCCCACGUGGUAGGAGCUCUUUGCAGCAUGACGCUCCUUGUAGUCUUUUAGACCCCCUCUUUCUCUCGGUGGUGGACAAAACACUGACCCCCAGUCCAUGGACUACCCAUAUUAAUUACCCUAAAAUCGACUACCCUGCUGAAGUCUAGUGAUUUAAGGUUACGAAACUGAGUGAAUCGGGUUUCAUUUGGGGAAACUGAUGUGAAGCUUGACUCACUCAGUUUGGUAACCCAAAUCACUAAUCUUUAGUGGUGUAGUCCAUUUUAGAUUAGUCCAUAUGGAUGGUCCGUGGAGUAGUUCAUGGACUGGGGGUCAGUGUUUUGCCCACCAACCCCUCUCCCAGUGAUAUAUAGAGAAAUCCUAGGGUAGAGCAGGAUGGUUAACAAGUCAUUCCUGAAGAGGUAGCUAUUUGAACAAGUUUGGUCAAAAGAAACACCCCCCUUUCUCUGAAUGAGGGACUCUGUUCUGUUGUGACUUUGACCCUUUUAUUUCUUAUCAGGGGAAAAACUCUAAGAGGGUUUAAUUUACAGGUGUGCAGUUGUCAGACCUGGGUUCUUCUUGACAUUCCUGCACUUUUAGUUAGAAAGCAUUGUUAACCCUUUCAGCCCCAUAACCACAUACAAAUUUCCUUCACUUUUCUGCAUGCAUUUUUUUAAUGGACUUAUUUAGAGAAUUUGUUUACAGAUAAAAGCAGUUGGUGAUCAUGAAAUUUUGAUGCAUUGAUGUUGUUAGGAGAAAAUUGAUGUUAACCACUGUUAAGACUUGAAAUGUUAAAGAAAUUAUUUAAUAUUAUUUUACCAUUUAUAGUGCACCUUUUCUAAUAAAUAAUCAUAAGGACACAUGUCUUAAUUGGUAAGCUCUAUUUGAGGUUAAAGUUGCAGGACAAGGAAAACUUAACUGCUGAUUGUUUCAUGCAGUUUGUUUGGGCAUCAUUAAAGACAUGAUAUUUGGGUGGUUCUACAUAACAUUAGUUGCUGAUGAGCUUUUUUUGUUUAUAUAAUUUAGAUUUUAUAUAUUUUUUUCAGAACUGACCAAGGCAUACAGUGUGCUUAGUAAUUUGAAUUCAAGGAGGGAGUAUGACAAAGAAAUUGGUGCUUACUUCACUAUGAGGAGUGUAAAGAAGAAAGAUGCUGGCGAGAAGAUGCUGCGACUGACAGAUGAAAUGUUAGAGAUUGACAUGAAUGGGACAAGAGAGGUAACAGUAUUUUGCUAAGUUGUUUUUGGUGUUAAAUGUACGUAUAGUAUCAAACAUUUCUUUCAGUUAUUUUAAUUGAAAACCUUAUUAAAUUAGGAAAGAUACUGAAAUGUAUAUGUUGUGGUUCAAUUUUAUCCUUGGUUUAAGUUUUAUUACCCUUUUUUUUGGGGGGGGGGAGGGGGGUAUGGGCGGUUAUGUAUGAUAAUGAGUAGAAAACAAAAGGAAGUAAAAUUUAAACCAAGGAUAAAAUUGAACCACAACAUAUACGUAAUGUAUGCUGUACACUGUAAAACUCAGAAAGCAGUGGAAAGAUGGGAAAUCUUACUCACUCAGGAUUUUCUGCCUUGGUCCCACAACAAAAAAGUUAUCUUUUUGGCAUAAAUCUUUUAUUUGCCAUUUGCACAUCUCACAAAAUACACUGUGUUUGCCCCCUGAACUUUUGCAUAAACUCGGUUUUUUUUUCCUCCUGGGUAUUUGAUUGGUCCAAAGUGAAAUUGAAGACAAUACUUAUGCAAAAUUUUGGGGCGCAAACAAGGUGUAUUAUGGGAGGUAUGCACACGGUGAAUUGACGACGCUGGUCUGAUCAAGAUGGCUGGAUGAUGGCCUUGUUCUUUUUUGUGUUCUUACUGACGUUGACUUUUAUUUGGUCCAUAAAAAUGCAAAUAAAAAGAACUUUGGCCAAUAUCCAGCCAUCCUGACCUCAUGAUUGGUCAGUAAGGCCCAGUUCAAACAUUGAAAUUUUUACGUCCUGAACUUAAUACCUAUAAUUAUUCAGGUCAACCAUUCAUGUUCAACAAUGGUGUACCUGUACAUUACUUACCAUGGAAAAUAUAUUGUAGUGAUAAUGCAUCAGGUUUGGCACAUAACAAGUUUGCCUUUUGAAACCAAGUCGCUCCACAAUCAAAAUUCUCAUGUGUACCACUCUUUAUGCAUAGAAUUAUAUAGGUUGGACUUAAUUGAUUUAAACAUCGAUCUCCUCAUGUAUUUAAUUGAAGGGAUCAGGUUCAGUACAUGAAAAGUUCAACCUUUGAACUGGGCCAAAAGUUACGCAUAUAUGAUAAUAUGUAAAAGAAAAUCUCUUUAACAAGAGUAUUCAAUGGGUUGUUUUUGUUUUCUCUUUUUCACACCAGAGUGGAAUAUUUCUCAGCACCAUUGCAACUCUUAGCACUGUAAUGGGUGUCCCAGUAAGACUGACCAAUGUAUCUGUUCCUAACGGUGGUCUCCAGUCACAUGACAUGAGAGUGCUUCAGCUUCUGCGCAUGAUCUGCAAUGGAACACUGGCUGCAAACACAGGACUGUCCACUGUGACAUACAUCCCUGGAGAGUUGCUGAGUGGGCACUUCUCAGCUGAAGCUGGGAGAUUAGGGUAUGUUGCAAUAUCCACAUACAAAUUCUUGUGUCUGAUUCCAUACAUUUCCUUACAGAGCUUGUUGAGAAAAUUUGCUUAAUGAUCACUGAAUUUUUCCUUUUAACUCUCAUAAUCUUCUUGCUUGAUUAUGUAUUGGUAUGGUUAGUAGAAAAUAGAUGUUGGUCAUUAUGCAUGUAAAAAGAAAGUAGCAGCUGCAAUGACAUGUUUAAACUCAGGUGUUACAGACACGGGGGGAAAGGGGUACAGUGUCUGAAAAGCAGAUUACUCUGUACCUGUAUCAAAUUGCAGAGAAAAUGAAUUUUGCAGCUCAUUCUUUCUCGUCAAGGAUGUGCCAAACAUUUUUACUGAUUAAUUGAACUGACAAUAAUUACAUUGUAUUACCAAUUACAUCCCUGAAAACUAAAAAUUUAAAAAUGUAGUCCUGACUAAGACGGCAACAAGAUCUACCAGCCUGAGGCUACAGUGCAUGUAUGUUCACAUGUAACAUAUCUCUUCACAUUUUUACACCGCCAGUGUAAGAAGAAAUUGAAAUGGACAGACGGCCAAAACACCGCAAUCUGUUCAAAACAUUUUAUUCAGAGACAUUUCUUGCAAUGGCCUUUGUUCUGUCGAGUCCUUCUUGUUUUAAUGAAAAAUGCACAUUCAAAAAAUCAACUUGCGUGAUGGUCGUCGCCUCGCGUGACAUCCAAGCUUAUGGCGACUACUGACGAUAUCGAUUAAUUUGUUUGUUGUUUGUCUUUCUGUGACAAAGAGGGGGAUCUUUAAUGUUUGGUUACCAGCGUUAAUAUACAUAACGCUUCACAUGGGCCCAUCAUAGUCGAGUCUUACUGGUCGGCGGACUUCAACGUAUUUUCCGCAAAGUUUGCGUGAGGAUAAUCACGAUCCAGGUCACGAACAUUUCUGUCUAAAGAUACAAACAAUCAACAACGAUGGCGUCUGAUUCAGAAAAGAAAGCUAGCGUGAGAAAGGACCAGUUGGUCUUUAUGCGAGGUGUUGUAGCAGGCGGCGUGCUUUUGUUGCUGGUAGCUCUUUUAGCAGUCUACGGGCCUAUACCAAGACCUCAUUUGCCAAGUUUGGAAGACAAACUAGUUUUCACGCUUCAGUGGCAAGCUGUUUCUGCUUUUGGUCUAAUUGCAGGUAAGGAUGUUUAACUUUUUAUUAUCAUUUUAUUAAUUACUUAGCUAUUGCAGAUAUCUGAUGACUACGUUUUCAAUUUUCUGAGUGCACGUUGUUUCUUUAAUUUCACGAGUGAAUCAACUUAACUACUUGCAUGUAGAGGUGUAUAUAUAUCAAGCAACCCUCAACAUCGCUUCGUUGCGUCCAUAUUGCAGGACACCUUAUAAUGAUGCACUGUAGCUCAUAAUUUCAGUGUAUGUGCAAUGCACGUAGUUACUAAAACAAGGAAUGACCUACAAUGACCUACAAUGAUCUACAAUGACCUACAAUGAUCUACAAUGACCUACAAUGAGCUACUAUGACUGAACGUGUAACCCCUGUAAUGAGCUAAAAUGAAGAUUUAAGAAAAUGACAAAAAAAAAAAGACCAGGGGACGUGUGUCGUAGUUACUAAAACAAGGAAUAACCUACAAUGACCUACAAUGACCUACAAUGAUCUAUGGUGAGCUACUACGAGCUACAAUGAGCUACUAUGAGCUAAAAUGAGUUAAAAUAAGCCCUACAAUGAACUACAAAAUGACGGACAAUGAUGUUUGUCGUGUGUCACGCUUGGAUGUGACACUAGGCUCAUAGUAUUAAAUUGCCAAGCACAUUUUGAAAAGGCAAAACAAAAAUUGUGCCUGAUCUCAGGUAGCCUGCGCGCAGACGAAAUUAAACUCUGGUUUUAACCAGAGUUAAAACUCCGUCCGUACUAAUCAGAGUUUAGUUAUCGUCUGCACGCAGGCUAGAUCUCAGGUAACUUGAGAAACUUGAAAAUAGAUUAUUGCGAUCGCGUUUUUACUGGUAUAGCACUAUUAUACCCUGUAUUGACGGAAGUCAUGCAGGCACUCCCUUAUUUGGCCUAGAUGGUAUGGGCCGCUGAGCGGGAUAUGGAUUUUACUAUUUAGCGUUACAAACAGAGCAUCCUGUUGGACCGAAAGCCAUUUAAGGGUCUUAUGAUGUCUUAUACAGGCCAGGGUACUUAAAAAAAAUGAAAAAAAUUUUUUUUGAACUGGGUCAGAAUUUGAAGGCCUCCUUUGUUCAUCUCUACCCUUACGUCCCUUGCAGAUCUCCCCGGAUCGACUGUUGGGGUGACUGUGUUUGUUCAAUUUGUUUGAAAAAAAGACAAGACAAAAUAAAACUAAUGCGAAAGGUUGCAAGGGAUGGUUUGGACAAAAGUCACAGUAUCAUCAUACAUUUAUUAUUACACUGUAAAUUUAUCUCCAAGCAAAAUAAUUAGAGAUGCUGUCAUCGUUAAAUGGGCCGUCAUGCAGUAGACUAAACGCGUUACGUUUACGCACACAUGUCCCCUGAUCUUUUUUUUUUUUUGUCUUUUUCUAAAAUCUUCAUUUUAGCUCAUUACAGGGAUUACACGUUCGGUCAUAGUAGCUCAUUGUAGUUCAUUGUAGAUCAUUGUAGGUCAUUGUAGAUCAUUGUAGGUCAUUGUAGGUCAUUCCUUGUUUUAGUAACUACGGUGCAAUGCAUGUUACUGCUGUGACAGAAGGAGAAAUUGAGCAAAACGUUGUUCAAUUCAAUGCACAUGUGACACCAGCUAAGACGUCUUUGAAUCUGGCUGCAGGUCUGGUGUGGGUAGAGGCAACCCGAGGACUUACAACCGCAAUUAAUCCUCUGGACAAAGACGCAGCGAAACAGAAUCUCAGUGGGGUAGCUCCCCGUUACGCAUCCAACACACUAGAGCAGUAUCUACUGAGUUCUGGAGCAUCACUCAUUCUGUCAACUCACCUGUCAUCUGAAAACAUGCAUGUUAUUCCAGUGUUGGUGAUUCUCUUCAUGUUUGGUCGCCUCACGUUCGCUCUCGGCUACAAAUACUAUCAUGCUCAUCGGGCAUUUGGACAUAUGGUCACAGCCUUCCCGACUGUUUGUGUUUACGUGUAUUGUGUCUACCGCCUGGUGAUGAACAACUUUGGUUACAAUAGAAGCAGGCAGGUUUAA